UGAUGAUUCAGUCUACAAUGUAAUAGAACAGAAACAUUAUGAUACAAAUUAGUGUUUUCUUGUUUCUUCCCUUAACCAGUGUUUUAGCAUAUCCAUCAUCACCAAUUAAUAAAAAUAAUGAUCGAUAUGAACUAUCCAAUGAAUUCUUGAUCCGUCAUUUUGGCUCGGAUUUCAAAGAUGCUGUCCGUUUUAAUAUUCAGCCAUCGGGAGUUCCCAACACUGGAAACAUGUUGCAAAAACAUUAUCCCGAAACUAUUGCUCCAAAUCGAUAUUCAAAAAGAUCAUACGAAUUAAAUACGCCACAGCUGGUUCAACAGCAAAAUCGUAUGCCGGAGAAUUUUAUGAAAGUGCAACUUCUAUCGCCGGCUGAAAUUGAAGCAUUGGAAAGAGGUAUGAAGGGCAAGGAGAUGUAUAAAAGUCCGAUAGUGGUAACCCUACCAGAUUUUACAGGGAUGACACCAAGAAGCAUUAAUCAUCCAACGCUGUCGCCGACUGUUCCAAAUACGGCUCCUAUUGUCUACCAAAACCGGAUGCAGCCAAAUUACUUCCAACACAAACAACCGAUUUGGCCCCAAACUCCACAAUAUGUGCCCUACAAUCCAUCAAUGGCAUACCAACAGCCCUCAAGACCACUCAUUGAGAAAUCAAUGCAGCCUUCUUUUGAAAAGUUCUUGAUGUUGAAACCGACACCGCCUAUUAGUUUCCACAAUCUCUAUGAACAAAAUCCAAUGCCGGCAAAAGAAAACAAAAUGGAGGCUUUGGUAAAGCCCUCGUUUGAUAAAGUUCUAGGGACUACACACCAGCAAUCUUCGAAUGAGUCGAAUGAGUCUUCUCAGGAGCAACAAUCGUGUGGGCAGUCAGCCUGUGAGCAGUCUUCAAGCGGGCACAAUUUAAAAGAGGAAACAAAUGAGCCUUCAUUUGACCAAUCAAUGCAUCAGACUCCAACUGAAGAAACACCGUCAUCAACCGAUGAGGUACAGUGUUCAAAUGAUGAGAUUAUGCCUCAUACCGAUGAAAUGCAGCCUUUAACCAUAAAGAUGCAGCCUUCAAUCGAUAACAUGCAGGCUUUAACCAUAAGGGUCCAGCCUCUAACUGAUAAUAUGGAGCCUUUAACUGAUAAACUGCAGCCUUUCACCAUAAAUAUGCAGCCCUUAUCCAAUAGUAUGCAGCCUUCAAACGAUGAAAUGCAGUCUGUUACCAAUAAAGUCCAGACUUUAACAGAAAAGAUGCAACCUCUUACCAUGAACAUGCAGCCUUCAACUGAUAAUAUGAAGCCUUCAAAUGAUAAGAUGCAGCCUUUCACUAUGAACAUGCAUCCCAUAACCGAUAGUAUGCAGUCUUCAAACCAUAAAAUGCAGCCUUUAACAAAUAUAGUACAGCCUUUAACCGAUACAAAACAGCCAUCCACAACCGAUAAGCAGCCUCAAUCAGAUAAAGUGCAUCAAUCUUCGAGCGAUCAAACACAGUCUACAAGUGAGUUAAUAAACCCUUCAAAUAUAGCGGUCCCACCUUUUUACAGAAAGGUUCAAGCUACAUUUGAGGGAACUCCGGAUUCAUAUUACACUCUGCGAUAUCCUAGUUAUGAAGAUAUCAGUUCUUCAUACCAUCCGCAACCAUCGAAUGGUGAAUUUAAGAAAUACCAUCGAUAUGAAGAAAACCAUGAGCCUUUCUUCAGCAGAAUGACGUUUUAUGAAAAGAGUUCAUCUUCUGACUCAAGCCGACAAUCUUCGAACGGUAAAAACCAUGACCGGAAUUCAGAUUCAGUCGAUGUUGUGCGCGAAGUGAGACAUGAAUAUCGUAAUGAUAAGAAAACUACUGCUUAAAAAAUGUUACUGUUUUGUUUAAUUUAAUUUAUUUUUAUAAGAACCAA
Messenger RNA from Eupeodes corollae, 1870 nucleotides. RefSeq lists its product as uncharacterized. The coding region runs from base 39 to 1823 and encodes 594 amino acids. NCBI's taxonomy places the organism in Eukaryota, Metazoa, Arthropoda, Insecta, Diptera, Syrphidae. The record is from RefSeq and is a predicted model, not a curated record. The transcript has 2 exons.